Hippoglossus stenolepis (Pacific halibut) is the source of this 3147-nucleotide messenger RNA. RefSeq names its product axin interactor, dorsalization associated (gene aida). The coding region runs from base 231 to 1154 and encodes 307 amino acids. The transcript has 11 exons. Gene Ontology annotation, biological process: determination of ventral identity. The record is from RefSeq and is a predicted model, not a curated record. Gene Ontology annotation, cellular component: membrane. Lineage: Eukaryota; Metazoa; Chordata; Actinopteri; Pleuronectiformes; Pleuronectidae. Gene Ontology annotation, molecular function: phosphatidylinositol binding.
GCGGGACUUCCUCUGUGUCCGGGUGAAUCCGACAGAAAGGGCUUGGUCGGAGUGUCACCGGAGUGUGUGUGAGAGUGUGUGUCUGUGUGCGAGUGUGAGUCUCCGGAGCUGCAGCAGCAGAUAAACCUGGCGGACGACGCCUCAGCCGCCGCCGCCGCAGCCCCGUGGAUGAGCCUCCUCCUCGGCUAUGCUGCCCUGAGAGCGCCGCGAGAACCCCCGCCCCCGCCAACAUGUCCGAUGUCAACAAGACGGUGCAGAAGUGGCUCUGCAGCUUCAAGAAAGCCACGGACUUUGACUCGUGGGGACAGUUGGUGGAGGCGAUAGAUGAGUAUCACAUUCUGGCGAGGCAGCUGCAGAAAGAGGUCCAGUCGACAGGCCCUUCCGACUUCACAGAGGAUCAGAAGAAAACGUUAGGAAAGAUUUCAACAUGCUUGGAAAUGAGAAGUGCCAGUUUGCAGUGCACACAGUCCAAAGAUGACUUCAAGUUAGAAGACCUGAAGACACUGGAAACCAUCAUUAAAAAUCUACUGACGCACAACAAAGAGUUUCCUUUCGAUGUCCAGCCGGUGCCCUUAAAGAAAAUCCUCGCUCCAGGUGAAGAGGAGAACCUGGAGCUGGAGGAGGAGGAGGAUGCAGCGGCAGGAGCAGGGUCGACGGAGGCGUUCCCCCCGCGAGCCCCUGCUUCGCAAGGUACCUUGUUGCCACGGUUACCUUCAGAACCGGGGAUGUCGCUUCUAACAAUAACGAUUGAGAAAAUCGGCCUGAAGGACGCCGGGCAGUGCAUCGAUCCGUACAUGACCAUUAGUGUUAAAGAUUCAAAUGGUUUAGAUCUGAACCCAGUGCAGGACACACCUGUGGCCACCAGGAAGGAGGACACCUACAUUCAUUUCGGUGUGGAGGUAGAGAUCCAGAGACACGUGGAGAAAUUAGCAAAAGGAGCUGCUAUCUUCUUUGAAUUCAAGCACUACAAACCCAAAAAGCGAUUUACCAGCACAAAGUGUUUUGCCUUCAUGGAACUGGACGAGAUCAAACCGGGACCCAUCGUAAUUGAAUUGUACAAGAAACCCACCGACUUCAAGAGGAAGAAACUGCAGCUUCUGACAAAGAAACCACUUUAUCUCCAUCUUCUCCAGACUUUACACAAGGACAGCUAAGACGCCGCACGGCCUCCAACUUUGCACCUUUAAUCGCCAUUUACACCUCAUCACGUCCAGCAAUACUAAAUCCAGGCCGCUGUCACUUCUUUCCCACCUCGGAGUAUUUUGAAGAAAGCAAAGGGAACUGAGCCAAACAUUCGUCACAUCAGGUCAAGACUGACACAUUAGUUAUUCAUUUUUAUAUUCGUUGAUUUUGUCUUCAAAUGCAGAAAACUCUUCUCAAGAUUUUUUUGUUUUAUACAGCAGUGGUAUGUUUUAACAAUUAAACCACCUCAUCUCUAGUCUUCCUUCGCUCUGAUUUUUGGGAAAUGAGAGACACAACGGAAAAACCACUGCAGGUGCUUAGUUUGAUACUCAACAGACUCGUUGGACAUUGAACCUCGGAAUGACGUCAAAUUCAGCGAAACAUUAAAAGCAACAAUUUUUUUCAAACAAAUCUAAACCUGUUGGAGAAGCGGAGACAGAGUUUGCAGAGUCAUUCGCUGAAUAAAUAAUACGGAGUGACAGAGGUUGUUUGUUUGUCUGAGUGUGAGAAAAUUAUAGUCAAAUAAUAACUUGGUGAAUGAAAAAAAGAUUUGAAACUAGUUAAUUAAAUUAGCACUUAAAUUGUGCAUUUAAAAAAUUAAAGUGUAUUAACAUAAUUAAUUACGAUUAAUCUUAUUUACUCCUGAUGAAAGCAUUAAAAAUGUAACUAUGAAAUUUAUAAAUGACACUUUGUUGUUCUUAUUUCACAAAUCUUUCUAUAAAUGAUCCAUCUCACAUUUUUUUUGCUCUAAAAUAACAUUUGAGGCUUUCUUUAAUAUUAACCUGCAGUAACUGAUUUAUUGACCUCUUGAUAUAUUAUAACGUGUAAAGUUGAUGGUAAACUAGUUAGUAAAAAUGUGGAGCGGCGCUUCUGGCCACCUGAUGAAUGAAUGUACAAUAUUUCCUCUCCUGUUAGCUCGGUUUUGGUCUCCACCAGCAUCCGAUGUUAACCAGCUACAAGUAAGUGUAGCGUUCAGUUGUAGGUUUGGGGGACGAUUGUCUACGACACCUUUAGCAUUACAUGUUAUUAUUGGAUUAAUAGACAAAAAUAUUGACUGGCAGGAGUUGUCUUUAAAUUCAAGCUGUCAUAAAAAUAGGAAUGAAUGAAAUUUAAAACACUAAAGUAUUCCUAGUGGCUCCAGACUCCAUAACUGUGAUGUUUCAUCAGAUGGGUUUUCAAUUCAGCGGUGGCAUUUGUAAUAUUACAUGGUGCAAUUAUAUGUUAAAUAUAAAAAUAGGUGUCUUUGAUCAGAGGCCUCUACAUUUUCUUCUGGUCAUUGCCUUUUUUACAGUCAUGAUUUUUCAGUGUAGUUGAAGUCUGAUGGAAAAAUGUCUUGCAAAAUUACAUUUAAAAGUAAGAAUUUCACACCAAAUGACCCAGUAGCAAUGAAAUCAAACCACAGUUCUGACGGUCGCUUCAUGUCGGUGUUCAUGAUUUAGAAUGUAUUGAAUUUGUUCUGUUUAAAUCCUGUUGCAUAAAGUUUUAUAAAUGCCUAAAGUGUAAAAGUGUAAAAUGGCUGGAGCAUGGUUUGCAUGCUGUGGAUGUGUAUUCUCUGAACAGUGCGAGUCUUUGGUUCAGGCUCAGAUGAUUAUCACUAACAUUUUUCUUCAUGUUAUAUCUGAAUGAGGCGAUGAAUCCUAUUUGGGUUCUUUGACUUUUGAAGGAUCUUUCUACUUCUCUUAUUUUGAAAAUCAUGUCCCCCUUUCAUGCAGCUUUCUUUAAAGCUGCAUGUAACUGUUUCCUCUUCACUAAAACAUCCACAUUGAAAUAUUUGAUAUCAGAUUUUAUUUUUCUAACGUCAUAAUGAAGUGAGAGAAUAACAACCUGAUGAAUAUACAGACGCCCUGUGUGUGUGUUAAGUGGUAGGACUGGAAACAGUGUUUUAGUUUCUUUGACAGAUUGAAGGAAAUUGUAUGAAACAUUUACGUUUUAAUUUCCAAUAAAAUAAAAAAUAUAAAUGAGGCA